AUGAUGGCAAGUGACAAACUCGAACCUGAGGACCAAAGUUCUGCUUGGAUGAUGACAAUGAGUGAUGCUCAUCCGAUAUUGAGUAUGUUCCACUUGCUAUCAUCUGUCACACUUAACAGUGCUCGAGGUAACGAAGUAACGAGGAUGCAUGAUUCUGCAUCUAUGGUGGAGUUCAACAUCCUUCAACCAGCACGUAUGGAACGCAUGGAAAUUGUGGCCAAAUGA
Necator americanus (New World hookworm) is the source of this 225-nucleotide messenger RNA. RefSeq lists its product as uncharacterized. The transcript is spliced from 4 exons. NCBI's taxonomy places the organism in Eukaryota, Metazoa, Nematoda, Chromadorea, Rhabditida, Ancylostomatidae. The record is from RefSeq and is a predicted model, not a curated record. The coding region runs from base 1 to 225 and encodes 74 amino acids.